This is a messenger RNA of Mobula hypostoma (lesser devil ray), 7598 nucleotides long. RefSeq names its product leucine rich repeat containing 47 (gene lrrc47). Gene Ontology annotation, biological process: phenylalanyl-tRNA aminoacylation. Gene Ontology annotation, molecular function: protein binding; phenylalanine-tRNA ligase activity; RNA binding. Lineage: Eukaryota; Metazoa; Chordata; Chondrichthyes; Myliobatiformes; Myliobatidae. Bases 69 to 1748 code for a protein of 559 amino acids. The record is from RefSeq and is a predicted model, not a curated record. The transcript is spliced from 7 exons.
GUCGGCCGUUCUGCCCCUCCCCUCAGGUCCGGCCGCCAUUGCGCAGUAGAACAGCACCGACUGUCACUAUGGCGGCCCCUGAGUGGCCGGAGGUUGGGCUGGCGCUGGCGGAGGGUCGGCGGGAGCUGGUGGUGCGGAGUCGCCGUCAAGAGGGAGACGAGACGGACCCGCGGCUAUACGAGCUGGCGCAGCUUCAGCACUUGGAGCUGAGCGGCCUGCAGGCGCUGCGGGGCCUGGACGCCAGGCUGGGCGGUCUGCGGGCCCUGCGAAGCCUGGUGCUGAGCGGCGACGGUCUACGGGAGCUGCCGUCCGAGCUCGGCCUCCUGGGCGGCCUGAAGCUGCUCGACGUCUCCGACAACCAGCUGAGCGCGCUGCCCGCCUCCCUGGGCGACCUGGCCGAGCUCGGUAGCCUGCUGGCCCGCGGCAACCGGCUGACCGGCCUGCCUGCCCAGCUCGGACGCUGCGGCCGUCUCGCCCACCUCGAUGUCUCGGACAACCUGCUGGCCGAACUGCCGGCCGCGCUGCUGGAGCCUGGCCUCCUCCCGCUCCUCGGCUGCCUCAGCGCUGCCCGCAACCGCAUCGAGAGGCUGGACCCCGCUGUCUGUCAGCUGCGGGGGCUGCGGACACUGGAUCUUUCGGACAACAACCUCUCGGAGAUCCCCUGUGAGCUCGCCGACUGUCCCAAGCUGAAAGAAAUCAACUUCAAGGGAAACCAAUUAAAAGACAAACGACUGGAGAAAAUGGUGAAUGGUUGCCAGACCAAAUCAGUCUUGGACUAUUUGAAGGCAGGAGGCCGUGGAAAGGGGAGAGGGAAAGCUGAUGGCAGUGAGAAAGAGAAAGCGAGGAAGAAGAAAACGGUGAGGAGAGAUGAUGCCGAGGAGUCCGAUGGGAUGGAGGAGCUGAACAACCUGGUGUUACGAGUGCUGCACGUUUCGGAAAGUCCUUGCACCGUGUCAGUGAAAGUCAGUCCCAGUGUCAAGGACGUGAGGCCUUACAUUGUGUGUUGCAUCGUGGAAGGCAUGCAGUUGAGACAAGGAAAUGCACUGAAACGAUUCCUUGUGGCUCAGACCAAAUUGCACGAUGAUGUCUGUCUGAAAAGAACCUUGGCAACUAUCGCUACUCAUGACUUGCAGCGGGUGAAGGGACCGCUGUUGUAUGAUGCCAGACCCUCUCAAUCUCUGAAGAUUGCCCCGCUCGGAAGCAAGGAAAUUAAGGCGGUGGACCUGUUACGACAAUUACAGGUGGAAGCUGACGAGCAACGAAAACAGAAGAAGCGGCAAAAUGUUUCUGGCCUUCACAAAUAUCUGCAGUUACUAAACGGGAAAGAGAAUUUUCCCUGCUUAGUCGAUGCGGAAGAUUGUGUGAUUUCUUUCCCACCGAUCACCAACAGCGAUAACACUAAGAUUAGAAAGUCUACAAGACAACUGUUCCUGGAAGUAACCAGUUCAACCAGUCUACAGGCCUGCAAAGAGGUGAUGGACAGUUUGAUUAUGCGAAUGGCCGAAUUGAACAAGUUCACCUUCGAAAGUCAGGAGAAGGAGUCUGUAUCCGAUGACGAGGCUGAAGUGGCUAACGACGGCUCUGCAGCCCUGGAUCGCAUAGCUGAGCAGAACUUGGCCAAGGCUGCCACUCCGGAACUGACAGUCAAGCAGGUGCGGGUGCUCGACAUGGACGGAAACCUGAAGGUGGUUUACCCAGCCAAGACGGACUUAAACUUCAGUGUUAAUUGUGUCACCGUUAUCCGAUAACCCCUACCUGGAAGAGGUGUUGAAUAGUACCUCAUCUGGCCCCUACAGUGGGCUCAAAGUAUCCCUGUUACAGAAGAGCAAGUGAUCUGACCACAUCUGAGAAAAUCUGCAGAUACUGGAAAUCCAAGUAACACACACAAGAUGCUGGAGGAACUCAGCAGCCCAGGCAGCAUCUAUGGAGAAGAGUACAGUCGACGUCUCGGGCCAGGACCCUUCAGCAGAACUCAAAACGUCGACUGUACUUUUUUUCAUAGAUGCUACCUGGCCUGCUGUGUUCCUUCAGCAUUUUGUAUGUGUUGUGUAUGAUCUGACCAAUAUUUGAUCCUCAAUUAACAUUUCUAAAAGGACAAAUAAUUUGCUCAUUUUGGUGUUUCUCUCCCCAUUCUUUAGCCCUUCACUUCUACAGGCGCAUAGGCCGCCAACAGCAGCUCACCAGAGUCCUCAGUCCUGGGCCGACAGAAAGCUGAUCGGCCCCGUGGCUUCCACUUUCCCCACACGACUUCAUACGUCUUCUAGACAAAGAUCCUUGCUCUCCCAGGGAUGAGGUCUUUGGAGCUUCUGUUGAAGUUUCUGUAGCUCUUUAUGGAACGGGGUUGCUAGCCCCAUGCCAAACCGCCCCUCUCCUUUCACAGCCGGGCUUGGGACCAUCAUGGCAGAGUAUAUGGUGUCAGUGCUGGCAUGCAGCUGUGUUUAUAUAGCAGAAAUAUCUACUUGUGUAAAGUGCUUUGUGAUGGAAAGAGCAUUGAAGAAUAUGACUUUAUUUUCUUCGUAGUGGGAAGCAAGUGGAUGUUGACCUUUCCACUAAAGUCUAUGUCCCAUCAAAGAAACCGGAGAAAACUUGAAAGGAAGCUUGCACUAAUCAUAAUUUUUCCAUCUGUUGUUAUCACCUGCCUUCUUCUCACAAAGAGACAGGUAUUGGCUGGAGUAGUUUGAGGACCUGUGUGGUACUUUGCCUCAGUAACCAGUAUUCGUCCAACGCCAUGGGUGCAACAAGACGACACCUCAGAGGCACUGACUGAGCACCCUGCUCUCCAAAAGGUGUGCACGUCAGAGGGGCAGCUGGUCAGUGCCCACAGAUAUACAAGGAAGGAAGAAGGGAAUAAUGAUUAAUACACUGUCAAAACAGAUAGACUGUAAAUAUUAAAUGAACAGUGGAGCCUUAAUCUGUUAAUCCAAGCAAAGUAUUUUGAAGACAAUAUUGUUCCAAUUUGGCCUCCAUUUUGUGAAGCAGUGUUAUUGUUUGAAACCACAACCUGUAAGUUGAACUGUGCCCGUAGUCUGAAAUAUCGAUAUUUGAGGGAGCAGUGGAGAGGUUGAUUUUAGGGGAGAGAGCGAACUCUAGAAAGGUGAGCUACAUGUGUGUGGUUAGAUUAGGGCAGCUGUGUAAAAGUAAACGUAUUAUGGUUUGCUGUCUUGUAGAAAGGCAUCAUUCACUAAUGGCUGAAAUAAAACUGACAUCACUGGUGAAUUGUCUUGAGCAGUCCGUACAAUUAGUUACCAAACUGAAAAAAGAUGUGGCCCCUGAACAUCUGAAAUGAAAAUACAAAAUGUUGGAAAUACCUGCAGGUCAGGUAGCAUCUGCAGGAAAAGAAAGUUAAUAUUUCAGGUCCACAUAACUGUUUGACCAUAAAACAUAGGAUUACAUUACAGGAAACAGGCCAUUCAGCUCAUCGUCUGCUCCACCAUUCCAUCACGGCUGAUUUAUUACCCCUCAACCCCAUUUUCCUGCCUUCUCCCUGUAACCUUUGUGCUGACUAAUCAAGAACCUAUCAGCUCUGCUUUAAAUAUACCAAUGACUUGGGCUCCACAGCUGUCUGUGGCAAUGAAUUCCACACAUUCACCACACUAGCUAAAGAAAUUUGUCCUCAUCUCUGUUCUAAAUGGAUGUCCCUCUUUUCUGAAGCUGUGCCCUCUGGUCCUAGACACUCCCACUGUAGAAAAUAUCCUCUCCACAUCCACUGUAUCGAGGCCUUCCAAUAUUCAAUAGCUAUCAAUGAAAUCUCCCCCCCCCCCAUUCUUCUAAACUCCAGUGAGUACAGUCCCAGAAUCAUCAAACGCUCCCCAUACAUUAAACCUUUCUUUCUCUGCAUUUCCAUACUUUUGUGUUAUCUCAGCAUUGCCAUUUACUGAGCACAUGAAAGCAAAUAACAGUAGGUUGUGUGGGCCACCGUUUUCCCAACCCGAUCUCCCACGGCGUACAAUUCCUUUCAAAUCCAAAAUCCUGGUAAUUUUUGACCUCACAUUCACACAGGCUAGGGGAUGAGUCUCUGUUGCUUUCACUGGUGUCUGUGAGCUUUGUGUGUGGGUGUAUUGGGGAGAGGAGCUGCUGGUCGUGGAGGUUGGAAUCGAUGAACCUGACUACUUGACCAGAGAUUCUGGCUUUUCAAUGCCUCUUUCAGAAUCAGUAUUAUCGCUGAUAUAUGUCAUGAAAUUUGUGUUGUGGCAGCAGUCCGGUGCAUAAAACUCACUAAAUUAGAAUAAGAAGUGUGUAUACAAAAAAAUUAAAAGUUGUGCAAAAAGAGUACAAGAUACUGAGGUACAUUCAGAAAUUUGAUGUUGGAGGGGAAGAAGCUGUUUCUAAAAUGUGUCUUCAGGCUCCUGUUCCUCCUCCCUGAUGGUAGCAUCGAGAAGAGGGCAUGUCCUGGGUGGUAGGGGAUCCUUAAUGAAUAAUGCUGCCUUUUUGAGACAUUGCCUUUACAAGAUGUCCCAGACGCUGGGAAAGCUAGUGCCUGUGGAGCUAGCUGAGUUUACAACUUCCUACAGCUUUUCCCAUCCUGUGCAGUGGCUCCUCGAUACUACUCGAAACAAGCUGUGAAUUCCGCGUGAGUACACUGUGCCUCAUUUAACAUUCCACUGUCCCUCCAGCCAUUAAAUCUCCACAAAUCAUUACAGGUAUAAUACUGUUAAUUCAGGUGUUCCAGAUAUAUUGCAAUGUAUGAAAUUCUAAAUCUGGGGUAAUUUUUAAGCUGAAAAGAAUUAGAUUAUAAGACAUGGGGGCAAAAUUGGGCCAUUCAGCCCAUCAAGCCUGCUCCACCAUUCUAUCAUGGCUAUUAUCCCUCUCACCUCAUUCUCUUGGCUUCUUCCUGUAACCUUUGAAACCCUGACUGUUCAAGAACCUAGCAGCCUUCACUAAGUAUACUCGAUGACUUGGCCUCCACAGCCGUCUGUGGCAAUGAAUUCUACAGAUUCACCACCCCUUGAGUAAAGAAAUUCCUUCUCAUUUCUGUUCUAAAGAGGCAUCCUUCUAUUUUGAGGCUGUGGCCUCUAGUCCUAGAGUCCCCAACUGUAGGAAAUAGCCUCUUUAUCUAGGCCUUUCAAUAUUCAAUAGCUUUCAAUGAGAUCCCUCCUCAUUCUUCUGAACUCCAGUAGUACAGGCCAUGAAAGACAAUAGACAAUAGGUGCAGGAGUAGGCCAUUCAGCCCUUCGAGCCAGCACCGCCAGUCACUGUGAUCAUGGCUGAUUAUCCACAAUCAGUACCCUUUUCCUGCCUUCUCCCCAUAUCUCUUGACUCUGCUAUCUUUAAGAGCUCUAUCUAACUCUUUUUUGAAAGAAUCCAGAGAACUGGCCUCCACUGCCUUCUCAGGCAGAGCAUUCCACAGAACCACAACCCUCUGUGUGAAAAAGUUUUUCCUCAACUCCGUUCUAAAUUUCUACCCCUUAUUCUUAAACUGUGGCCUCUGGUUCUGGACUCCCCCAACAUCAGGAACAUGUUUCCUGCCUCUAGUGUGUCCAAUCCCUUAAUAAUCUUUUAUGUUUUAAUCAGAUCCCCUCUCAUCCAGUCAAGCCUAGUCACUCCAAUCUUUCAACAUAUGACAGUCCCGUCAUUCCAGGAAUUAACCUUGUUAACCUACGCUGUACUCCCUCAAUAGCUAGAAUAUCCUUCCUCAAAUUUGGAGACCAAAACUGUGCACAAUACUCCAGGUGUGGUCUCACCAGGGCCCUGUACAACUGCAGAAAGGACCUCUUUGCUCCUAUACUCAACUCCCCUUGUUACAUGAUAUGAGUUAUAUAUGUUAUGAGUCACAGUUAUGAUAUCAGAAGAGAGGAGUCUAAAACUAGAGGGUGUUGGUGAAAGAGGAAAGAUUUAAAGGGGGAACUUUUCACACAAAGGGUGGUGGGUAUAUGGAAUGAACUGCCAGAGAAAGUGGUAGAAGUGGGUACAAUUACAAUGUUUAAAUGGCGUUUGGACAGGUACACGGCUAGGAUAAGAAAGGCUUACAGUCGAUGUUUGGGGCCGAGACCCUUCAUCAGCACAGGUCAGUGCAGCGACACCUUGAUGCAAUCAUGAAGAGAGCACUCAGCUGCUCGGCUUUGUUAGGAGUUUGAAGAGAUCUGGUAUGUCAGCAAAUUCCUACUGGUAACGUGAAGAGCACUCUGACCGGCUGUACUACCGUCUGAUAUGGAGGCACCAAUCCAGAAGAUCACAAGAUCGGAUCCACAAGAUCACAAGGUCCUGUGUCCUGACGAAGGGUCUCGGCCCGAAACGUCAACUGUACCUCUUCCUGGAGAUGUUGCCUGGCCUGCUGUGUUCAGCAACUUUUUUGUGUGUUGCUUGAAAUUCCAGCAUCUGCAGAUAUCCUCGUGUUUGCAUAAGAGAGGCUUGAAAGGACACAGGUCAAACACAGGCAAGUAGGAUUUGUGUCGAUAGUUAUCAUGUUUGGCAUAAACAAAGACUCAAAAAUGACCUCUUCCCCCUCCACUGUGAUAUCCAAACAUUACCUCACUAUUCCCCUUCCACUCAUUUAUUUAUUACAGUAACUUGUAUUUUUUUUGUCUUUCACUGUACUGCUACCACUUUCAUUCCCUCCAUUAUUCUCAUGAAUCUCCUCUGGACCCUCUCAAUGCCAGCACAUCCGUUCUUAGUUAUAGGGCCCAAAACUUCUCUCGCUACUCCAACUGUGAUUUGUCCAAUAUAACUGGAGGUUGGCACAGUUACACACAUAAAUGCACCACACUAUUUAAUGGACCUUUUAUCGCAUGCUUGAAAUACCUAGCCGUACAUGUGCUGCUGGCUUUGAGCUGUUCAGGUCACCGCCUGUGACAAGAUGUGACCUGGCGGAAAGGAGAUGACUAAUCCUCACUGAGUCUGAAGGGCAUGUUUCCAUGCUGUAACUAAGAACACGCUGCUAAGGUAGGUUUCAGUCUACUGCCCUUUCUAUGGACUCAUUUGAAUGUUCGUUCCCCAUUCUGUUGUUAUGCCUAACCUGACUUCCUUUCACUUCUGUUGUUGGGCAUAAUUAAUACUAUCUGCCCUGAGAUUCAUUUUCUUCCAGGUAUUCACAGAACAAAGAAAUAUAUUAGAAUCAAGGAAAAACUGCGCUAAAGACUGGCAAAUAAUGUGCAAAAGAAGACACUAUGCAAAUACUAUAAAAUAAAUAAAAAUAAUAGUGAAUAAGUAAAUAACUAUCACUGAGAGCAUGAGUUGUAGAAUCCUUGAGAGUGAGUCUGUAGCUCGUAGAAUCAAUUCAUUGUUGAGGUGAGUGAAGUUAUCCACUUCACUUUUUGCUGUUUGCACAAUUUGUUCUUUUUUUCACAUGUUGGGUGUUUGAUGUUUUCUUUUAACGGGUUCCAUGGUGUUUCUUUGUUUUCUGGCUGCCUGUGGGAGGACAAAUCUCAGAGUGGUAUUCUGCAUACAUACUUUGAUAAUAAGUGUACUUUGAAACUUUGGUUCAAGAGCCUGAUGGUUAUGGGGUAAUAACUAUUCCUGAACCUGGUGGUGUGAGUCCUGAGUCUCCUGUACCUCCUUCCUGAUGCCAGUAAUGAGAAGAGAACAUGACCUGGGUGGUCACACAAACAACAGGAAUUCUGCAGAUGCCGGAAAUUCAAGCAACACACAUCAAAGUUGCUGGU